Molecule: messenger RNA, 1293 nt
Organism: Somion occarium
Lineage: Eukaryota; Fungi; Basidiomycota; Agaricomycetes; Polyporales; Cerrenaceae
Source: the annotation of a GenBank genome assembly
AACAGCUUUGUCCUUUACCGCUUCUACCGUCUCGACUGCUUGGCCAAGAUGGCGUCGUCUGGCCCCCCUGGUCUCCCACCCGGGCUUGAACUACCCAAUAUCCCCACCCUUUUGGGACCCAUUAUGUGGACCGUUUGCACAGCCCUUCUCAUUUACGGCGUUACGGUUGUUCAAACAUAUGUCUACGUGUUUACAUACAAGCAGGACGAGACUUGGGUAAAAAGUUUGGUAUACGCAGUCACAUUCUUGGAGACGGUACACAGUAUCAUCGUGUUCGCGUUGUACUAUGAUGCUUUCAUCGCAGGUGCCGGGCAUCUAGAAACGUUACCUCUGAUUCCUUGGACGGUCCCUGCUGUAUUUUUCGUCAAUUGUAUUGUCGUGGUUCUUGUACAAGGGUUCUAUAUUCGACGUAUCUGGAUCCUCAGCAACCGCUUUUGGCCUCUCCUGGUCGUCUUGGUAUCAAUUCUUGUAUUGCGUAUAGGCUUCGCUUUAGCGACAUUCGGCUUUUUCGUAAGCCUGGAAACCUGGGACUCUUUCCGAACGCGUAAUGGCCCUUUGGUUACUAUCAGUUGCGGCCUUGGCUUUGCAGUCCUGAUGGACAUGUGUAUUGCCGGUCUUCUGAUUUGGUAUCUUGCCCGUGGUCGCUCAGGGUAUCGCAGGACGGACGGAGUCAUCAGCUUCCUGAUUGCAUAUGCCGUGAAUACUGGUCUUCUCACGAUGGCGGUUUCGACUGCCAUAGUAUUCACGUUUGCUUUCAUGAAGGAAAGUCUGCUCUUUGCGGGAUUCAAUUUGAUCGCUAGCAAACUUUAUGCCAACUCCUUCCUUGGGACUCUCAAUGCAAGACAGAUCCUGCGAGCACAGACUGCCAAGGUCAUGGGUGCUCAAAAUAGUCGUGUGGACUGGCGAGGUCAAGAUACUGGCAACUCGGAUCUCCACGCCUAUUCACACGCUCACACCUUUGCAGAUAAUGCUAUGGACAAACACGAAGAAUGGUAGCAGGCAGCACGGUUACAUCGAAAUAUACCACGACUUAUCAGUCAACAUGACAUGAACUUUCUUCAUAUCUCCUGAACCACACCUUGAUGGAGUUCAUUUGCUUUACUGUACAUAUUGUAUCUACACACUCCUUUUAUCUCUGUAAAAGUCGCUCCCACUCCCUUCAGAUGCGAUUCCCUACGCACAUUACUAGACGGUUCUUGUCGUAAUGUCUACUCCUAGUUGAAAUGAACGGGAGCACAUCCAAUAUCGAUGACACCGCCUGUUAAAGAAAAUAUUAGGAUGAGUCACAUUCCC